This is a messenger RNA of Tricharina praecox, 782 nucleotides long. RefSeq lists its product as uncharacterized. NCBI's taxonomy places the organism in Eukaryota, Fungi, Ascomycota, Pezizomycetes, Pezizales, Pyronemataceae. The transcript has 3 exons. The record is from RefSeq and is a predicted model, not a curated record. The coding region runs from base 48 to 509 and encodes 153 amino acids.
CGAAGGGGAAGUGGGGCCGGCGCUGCUUGCCGGGACUGUGGUCCUGUAUGCGUGCCCAGACUUCUGUCUUGGUGUACCUACUCUAUCUUGUAUCGGUUGCAACCUUGAGCAUCCUUUUCCAACUCAAUUUCUUGCCCGCGACAGCACAAUCGUUAAUUUAUUGCGACGAAGAAUUGACUGAAAUGCCAAAGCUCGCGCGCCCGGCACAUCGGCACUGGAAGCACCAGAGAAGGUUCAGAUUCCGCAGCUACUCUAAAGCUAAGGUACUCUACUUGAUCGACAGACGCGGACUGGUUGGAUCCACUCGACGCUGCCAAGAGUGGAAAUGCUUCCGCCAGAUGCGACUGAAGACUCUGAUAUGUAACAGUACCGUCUGUGAGCUCAAGGAGUCAAGGAUGGCAAUUCACACGGUCUUUCGGACUUUUGAGAAUACCGAUGAUUAUUCGUACCACGCGUCCGGCUCCGAAGAGACCGAUAUGGUCGGCUACUUGAGUAGCAUCUGGCAUUGAAUGGCAGUCGGAAUUGUUCUUUGCACGGGUAGUGGUGUCUCUCGACGCUAAAAUUUUUGGUGGUGGGUUUUUUCCUGAUCCCAACGAUCUUUCUUCUUCCCACCACCAAGAUGGAGAGGAGGUCAAAGCUUCGGUACGUACCGACUACGCACGGCCCUACUUACACUUGCGAUGCCCUCGGCUUCCACGGAACUUUUGUGCUCCUUUCUCAGUAAUCCGGCUUAAGGGUAUCCGUGUUAUGUAUUCACCAGGCUUCCGUGAAAUUGAUCCUUC